AUGGUGCGCGUGCCCGGAUCUUCUGGUGACUCGGGAUUUCACCGUGCGUCUCAAGACGUUCAAGUGAAGAUUGAACAAGGGGACACGCAAGUCUCUGGAUUCGAGGUUGGGAAGCCGAGAUCCAAGCCUGUGCGGAAGAAGAUGAAAGCGCCAGAUGACGAGGAAGACGAAGAUCACCAUGGAUCUGGCUGGUCUGAAGAAGAUCUGAAGUUCACGUAUCACCGCAAAGAAUUACGUGACUUCGUGGAUCAGGAUCCAGUGAUGCGGAUCCUGAAGCUCAAGCGGUUCUCGGAUCCGAAAGACCCCGUGACUGCCCCCGCCACUCUAACCAACAAGUUUGACGCAACCAUGGAGCUGAUCCGACUGGUGAGAGAGGCUGGUAUGAUCCCUGGAUCCUUCGACGCAGUCACACUGUUCGACUUGGAUCUUGAUGUGAUCCAAGCUACCAGUCGCGAUCUGUUCCAGAAAUUGAAGAUCCUAGUCGGCGAGGUGCCCCAGAGCACAGAUCCACUUCCCCUGACCACGACCGACGCAGUCGAUAACUUGACAGUGUCGACGAAGUAUAUCGCGAUCACCAACAUCGUGGACGAGGUGUUGAUCCUACAUCAAGACCAACGGAUCGGGAUCUGGCUGGCCGGAGAUCAUGUGCCACGACUACCGGGUUUCAUCUCGAUCGGGUCUCGUUGCUACAUGGAGUGGCAGAACCUAGCGUUAGAAGCCACGACAGACGCUCGAUCCGAAGAUAUGGGGAUCGAAGCCCCGCUGGAGACCGCGGUAGAGCGGCCCGAGUACAAAACUCCGCGCACAGUACUUCAGAGGCCGAAGACGACGGCUAUCAAGUGUCGGAAGUUCGAGGCGAGUCAGGAUCAAGAUAUUCCCGACUGCCUACCUUCGAACAACUCACCGUCGGUCAAGGAGGCGCUAGAAGAUAUCGAUCGAAUAACGCCAGACGCCUGGACAACGGAUCCGCCGGUGGUGGAAAAUGCAAACGUGUCGGAUCUGGAUCUCACCUGGAACUCAGAUCAAGAUUACGAUGAAUGUGUGUACUACCAUGAAGGAAGUGAUCUGUACGCGGAAGCUGUUGACGUUCAGAUGGCGGUACUGCCUGAAGUGCCUGUUACGACGAAUAGUAAGCAGAUCGAGGAGAUUCAGCUAUGCAAUGCCCUGCCGCCGGCUGCCCGAGAUGUUGGGUGCGACAUCGAUGUCGGAGAAGCGAGACCUAUCGCCCUGAAGUGUCGUAAGUUGCGGAUCCAGUUUAGAGAGAAGUUGGCGGACCUGAUCAAAGGUCUAUUAUCUGCCAAGAUGAUCGAUUACUAUAGAUCACCGUGGGCUUCCCCGAUCGUGGUGAUCAUCAAGAAAAACGGUGUGGAUAUCAGGUUGUGCACCGAUUAUCGGUUGGUUAACAGUCUAACUCAGCUGACGAUCUACAUUGUGCCCUUGAUCAACGACUUGUUUGAAGAUCUGGAGUCGACACUUUGGUACUGUUCUCUGGAUAUGACUAGUGGGUUUUGGGUAGUGACAAUUACGGAUCGUGCUCAUUUGAUCUCAGCGUUCGUUACUCCCUUUGGACUGUUUGAAUGGAACCGAAUGCUCUUCGGUUUGAAGAACGCUCCCCAGAUCUAG
Messenger RNA from Phytophthora megakarya, 1623 nucleotides. Lineage: Eukaryota; Oomycota; Peronosporomycetes; Peronosporales; Peronosporaceae. The record is from the annotation of a GenBank genome assembly.